CGCGAAUCCAAGUGUUUCCGAGGACGGAGACAUCAACGGCUCAGCCCCGAGAAGAAAAUCGCGCGGUUUCUAUCUCAGCUUUCUAGCGCUGAUGGCCACCACGUUUCUUAGCGCGUUGGAUCUGACUGCCGUGGGGACAGCGCUUCCGACCAUCGCAGCAGCUUUGGACGAUAGCAGAGGCCUGGCAACUUGGAUUGGCUCGGGGUACGCCUUGAGUAGUACUGCAUUCAUUCCUCUCAGUGGUAGUAUGUCCGAUGCUUUUGGGAGACGGCCUGUAUUGUUGGCUGCCUUUGUGUUCUUCGCGGCAGGAAGUGCAGUCGCUGGCGCCUCUCAAAGCAUGUCGAUGAUUAUAACGGGCCGGAGUGUGUGAUACUUCAAAGAUUAACUUUGUCUCUUGUGUGCUGACUAUGCCAGCCAUACAAGGUAACCUUCUGGGCAUCUUUUCUGGCAAGUCUUCACGGAUUGGACAACUCAUCUCAUAUAGGCAUUGGGGGUGGAGCAAUAAUCAAUCUCACAGAGGUUUUAAUAACAGAUCUUGUGCCAUUGGCAGAAAGAGGGCUUUACCAGGGCAUGCUAGGCCUGGUUUGGUGUCUUGCAUCUGUCUGUGUUGGUUUUCCUUCUCAUCAGAUUAUGUCUCAUAUCUCUAUGUCUUCUCAUAGUCUAUUGGCCCACCAGUAGUAGGCACAUCUGGUUUUUGCAAGUUCUUUUGUCUGAUGAUCGUUUAAGGGUGGUCUGCUUGCCAAUAGUGGACACAACUCCUGGCGUUGGCUCUUCUGUGGGUUCCUUUUGAACCAUAUUUGGUGAUCAUAACAUAUUCUAGACCUGAACCUGCCCUUGACCAGCAUUGCUUUUCUGCUGGUUAUGUUCUUUCUUAGGGUAAAGACCCCAUUGGGAACAGUCAGGACAAAGCUUGUCAGGGUGGACUGGAUGUGGGUCUUUUCUCAACUUCAAGUCUGCAUUCAAUACAGUUCUCUAGUGGAAAUGCAAUGGCUGUUUUAGGAUCAGGUCUUGUGAUCAUUGCUCUUACCUGGGGUGGAGUCUCAUACUCCUGGGCCUCUACACCUGUGCUUAUCACUUUGAUUUCUGGCCUCCUACUUCUGCUUGCAUUUGGAUUCUAUGAAGCCUCAAUCCCAUCACAAUCCACCAUUCCACUAGAUGUGAUUGCCAAUCAAACCUCACUCAGCAGUCUUUUUGCCAUUGCAGCUCAUGCAAUUGCCAGCAUAUCCAUGAUCUACUAUUUGCCUGUGUACUUUCAAGCAUGUUUUGGUGCUUCACCACUACAAUCAGCCUUGGACUUUCUCCCUGGUGCUACCAUCACUGCCCCAUUUGGACUGCUUGCUGGAAUGCUCAUCACAGCAACCAAGCAGUACCGGAAAGUCAACUGGAUUGGAUGGCUGAUCAUGAUUGUUGCAUUUGGUUUGAGCAGCAGUCUGAAAGCCACAGCAUCAGUUGGACAAUGGGUGGGGUUCCAACUUCUUGCUGGAAUUGGUAUUGGAAUUGUUUCUUGUGCUCCAGUCUUCCCACUCCUUGCACCACUUCAUCCAAGUAGAGCUGCCUCUGCACUAGCACUGUUCUGCUUCACACGGUCAUUUUUCCAGACAUGGGGCAUUGCCAUCUCAGGGACUAUACUUCAGAAUCAGCUGAAAAAUAAUCUCCCAGCCACUUUUGUGGCAAGAUUCCCUCCCCACUUCCAUGUGGCCUUUGCUGUGAUCCCAGCAAUCAACCAACUUGACCAGCCAUUGAAGUCUCAAGUACAAGCAGACUUUGCAUCAAGCAUGGCAGUUAUCUGGCAGGUUAUGACUGGAACUUUCCCGAAAGAUCUCCAGCAGCACCUCGCAGCACGGAUUCCCGCUCACCUCAAUAUCAGGAUCCAAUCCAGUCUAUACCCUACGUACAAGAGCCGCAAGCCCAUAGCCUUCGCGACGCAGAACUUUCUGUCAUGGCUGGAGACCCAGCCCCCCGGGCCAGUCAUCCUGCUAGCACACUCGAUGGGCGGACUGCUAGCGGCCGACGCUGCGACAACCCUCUCGAACACGCCCGACGUGCGGACGCGGCGGAUCCUCGGCGUAGUGAACUUCGAUGUCCCGUUCUUGGGGAUGCACCCGCACGUCGUCGUCAGCGGUAUCGCGUCGCUCUUCCCAGACAAGGAGGAAGGACCUAGCGAGGCGGAGAUGAACAAGCACAAGGACGUGAAGAUCGUGGAUCGCAAAGUGACGGAGGAUUGGGAGCAGUCUGUGGCGACGAUUGAUGCUAAGCACAAGGCGUCUUCGUCCUCGUCAUCCCCUCCGCACGCUGUCCCCAACGGCCCAUCCAAGUUCGUCUCCAAGACGGUGAACCUGCUAGCCGGCGCAAACAACUCCACUCUCGGCCGCUGGGUACGCAAGCACGCUGAUGCCCCAUUCAGCGCCGGCAUGCGCUUCGUGACAGAAUACUUCCAGUUCGGCAUCUGCAUGUUCGACCCCGUUGGACUGAAAACACGCUAUGCGCGGCUUGUGGGCUGGCCGGGCGGGAUGUGGGUCAACUACUGGACGGAGGUGCCGAAAAACCACGCGAAGAAGGAUGCGCUGGAGGAGGAUUCGGAUGCGAGGGCGGAGCUUGAGCUCGUGCAGAAUGCGAUGAACGGCCACGCGUCGACGGACACGCUCGCCCCGAUGUCUCCCUCGUUAUCGCCGUCUGCCUCGGGCAGGACGUCGAGGAGCCCUACACCGACAGCGUCCUCCACUUCGCUGACCUCUGCCACCCCUCCUCUGACGCCUGAGAAGCCACGGAAGCCCAAGCACCACCAUUUCAUCGUGCUCCCCGCCGGCGUAGUCGGGCUGCUCGGCGGUAGUGAGAAAUGGGAGAAGGUGCCGAUCGGAGGGGUCUCGGAUGAGGUCGCGGGCCACUGCGGACUCUUCAUCCGGGGACAGAAUCUUGACUACGAUGGACUCGUGCAGCGUGUCGGGGCACGUAUAUUAGACUGGUGCGAGGUGCUUAGAUGACGACUAGCGCGUCGGCCCUCGCGAUGAUUCAAUACCACUUUCUUGCUUGCACUCAAUGCUUCCAAGUCAUGCAUGAGCCGGGCAGCUGCAUAGAUCGCUUGCAAUGUGUUAUGCUCGUGUUACUGAUGACCAUCGGAUGCUAAACACCGAGCGUAUCCGCAAUCCAUCACAGCGCAGAGCAUGCAUCCAGGCGCACCGCAUCUGAUCAGGCCGGAGUACAACUGCGUUGUUAUACCAGGCCGAGUAUGCCCGUAGUCAGACCAGGGGUAUUUAAUGUCGCAGAUACGAAAGAGAGUGCAUUCUCCUAUUCUCUUUUAUGGACUCUUUCCACAGCCUCGAACUGAUUCCGACGACCGCCGAUGUUACCCUGGAGGGACCUGCGGCCGUGCCAGCCGACGCUGACCAGAGCUCAAACGGCAGCGAAUACUGCGUCAUCGCGUGAAAAGCGAACUGCAUGUUGACUGAGUAACUCUAUGACUGUAUUGUCUACACCUGUCGUUUCAUAUCGCCCAGACUAUCACCUUGUAUAGAAAGAGAGUCUGUCCGUUACGGGCAUUCUUUUCGAUAGAAAUGCCCACGUGAGUCAACACAAAGGUCAUGCUGUGUGUCGGAUGGUUACCAGUAAAGAAUGCUGGGAAUAUCGACCCUUCAUGCCUGCAAUUUGUUUUUGAUGCCCACAUGCCGAGAUGAUACUGG
Messenger RNA from Mycena citricolor, 3677 nucleotides. The record is from the annotation of a GenBank genome assembly. NCBI's taxonomy places the organism in Eukaryota, Fungi, Basidiomycota, Agaricomycetes, Agaricales, Mycenaceae.